UACAGUACAAAUAUUUUCAUUCACGUUGACGUAACUUUCUAACUACCAAUAAAUGUUGAUUAUGUUAUAAUUUUGUUUGUAUCUAUCGGUUAACUGCAAUUUCAUUCCCGAUAGCGGUAAAAUAUAUAACUGGUUCCCUACCUUGAGACUGAGCGAUGAGUUUGCGAGGGAGUAGGUCUAGUUUAUCUUCACGACACACUGGCAGCGAGAACCAGUCCAAGUUCAUCCAGGACCGCGUGGCGGGGGCGGAGCGACACCUCGGCGAGCUGUGCCAGGAGAUCGGCGCGUACGCUCGCAAGACGGCGCACCUCCGCGACAAGGGAGACGAGAUCGCCGCUACGUUGUUCGCUUACGCUGAGAGCGAGCACUACAACCAGACGCUGCGGGAGGCGAGCGUACAGUUUGCCGAGGGACUGGCCGCCGUGCAGGAUUACAGGCAGGCCGAGAUUGACAGACUAGAAGCGAAGGUUUUACAACCGUUUGCUCAGUUCGGUGGCACCGUGAAACACAUUAAGGCGGAGACAGAGCUCAUGCGGGCCAGCGUGGACGCGUUGCGGUCCGGUAAAGCCCUGGAAGAACAGCUCGAUCAGUUUGAGAGAAAGAAGAUUGCUCUGCUGAAGGAGUCGCCUGACACAGUUUGGUGAAGGUCGGAAGUU
Priapulus caudatus is the source of this 656-nucleotide messenger RNA. Its product is annotated as protein FAM92A1-like. Lineage: Eukaryota; Metazoa; Priapulida; Priapulimorpha; Priapulimorphida; Priapulidae. The record is from RefSeq and is a predicted model, not a curated record. The transcript is spliced from 5 exons. Bases 156 to 644 code for a protein of 162 amino acids. Gene Ontology annotation, biological process: cilium assembly. Gene Ontology annotation, cellular component: ciliary transition zone; ciliary basal body.